GGAGCCGCCGGGUCUGCCCCAGAGAGAGCCCGGGGUGCAGGCCCCAUAGAUCCCCUCUAGGAGCCCCUAUAGAAGGGCGCAGUCUGGGGGAGAGAGAGACACCCCCCUAUAGCCCCCCUCCCUCGUAGCCCCCUUCCCCUAUAGAUCCCCUCCCUCACAGACCCCCCCUGCCCCACAGGCAUCCCUUGCCCUAUAGACACCCCUUUCCCCUCCAGAGAUCCCCUAUAGACACCCUUCUAUAGACACUUCCUUUCCCCAUAGCGAUCCCCCCUAGACACCACAGCCCGAGCGAGAGCCCUUAUAGAAGAAGGCCCCUAUAGGGAGAAAUCUCCUGUUUGGAAAGACCUUCACGCAUAGACGAGACUCGCCCUGAGAGAUGCCCCUGUAGAGAGCCUUCCCCUAUAGAAGCAUCCUAUAGGGGAGCUUGCCCUACAGGAGGGGAUCCCCUGUCUAGAGAGAAAGACCCCCCUCCCCCUAUAGAAAAGAGAGAGCCCCUUCUGGGAAGACCCCGUCCACAAGAGCCAUCCCCUAUAGACAGACACCUCUCCUGCCCCGGAGAGAGCAGCCUCCCCUAUAGGAUUGAUAGACACCCCCCAUCUGCCCCCUACAGCGCCCCCAGGAUGAAUUACCUGCGGAGACGCCUCUCGGACAGUAACUUUAUGGCCAACCUGCCCAACGGCUACAUGACGGAUCUGCAGCGGCCUCAGCCCCCUCCGGCGCCCCCCGGUGCCCCCUCGCCCGUCCUCUCCCCGGGCAGCGUCUCCCCGGCCGAGCGCCCCCCGGCUGCUCCCAGCCCCGGGGCCGGCGGGGGGGGAGGCGGGUUCUUUUCGUCCCUGUCCAACGCCGUGAAGCAGACGACAGCGGCCGCGGCGGCCACCUUCAGCGAGCAGGUGGGGGGCGGCAGCGCGGGGGGCGCGGGACGCAGCCGGACGCUGCUGGUCAUCGACGAGCCCGGCACCGACUGGGCUAAAUUAUUCAAGGGCAAGAAGCUCCAUGGUGACGUGGAGGUGCGGGUGGAGCAGGCCGAGUUCUCGGAGCUGAAUCUAGUGGCUCAAGCCAACGGGGCCUUUUCGGUGGAUCUCGAGGUUCUGCGCAACGGGGUGAAGGUGGUGAGGACGGUGCACCCUGACUUCGUGCUGGUCCGGCAGCACGCCUACAGCAUGGCCCCGGGGGGCGACCACCGGGGGCUGGUGAUCGGGCUGCAGUACGCCGGGGUGCCCAGCGUCAACUCCCUGCACUCCAUCUACAACUUCUGCGACAAGCCCUGGGUGUUUGCCCAGUUGGUGCGGCUGCGCCGGAAGCUGGGGGCCGAGGAAUUCCCCCUCAUCGAGCAAACCUUCUACCCCAACUACCGGGAGAUGCUGACGUCCCCCAGGUACCCCGUGGUGGUGAAGAUGGGCCACGCCCACUCUGGGAUGGGCAAGGUGAAGGUGGAGAACCAGUACGAUUUCCAGGACAUCGCCAGCGUGGUGGCCCUGACGCGGACGUACGCCACGGCCGAGCCCUUCGUCGACGCCAAGUACGACCUGCGCGUCCAGAAGAUCGGCACCAGCUACAAGGCUUAUAUGAGAACCUCGGUCUCGGGGAACUGGAAAACGAACACGGGCUCGGCCAUGCUGGAGCAAAUCGCCAUGUCCGACAGGUACCGGCUGUGGGUCGACACCUGCUCGGAGAUUUUCGGGGGGCUGGACAUCUGCGCGGUGGAGGCCCUGCACGGCAAGGACGGGCGCGACCACAUCAUUGAGGUCGUCGGCUCCUCCAUGCCGCUGAUCGGGGACCAGCAGGACGAAGACAAGCAGCUGAUUGCGGAGCUGGUCCUGGGGCGCAUGGCGCAGGCUCUGCCCCGAACCCCCACCCCCUCCCCGGUGCGGGGGAGCCCGGCCCAGGCGCAGGGAACCCCGGCAGGGCAGAGACAAGGACCCACGGCGCAGCAACGGCCCCCCCCGCAGGGGGGACCGCAGCCACCGGCCCCACACCCCCAGCGCCCCCCGUCCCAGCAGCGACCCCCCCCACAGGGGCAGCAGCUCUCCGGCCUGGCUCCCCAGCCCGGUGCCCCGACCCUGCAGCAGCGCCUGCCCAGCCCCACCGGCCCCCAGCAGCGCCCCAUGGGCCCCCCCCAGCAGCGCCAGCCGGGCCCCGGCCUCCCACAAGGCCCGCGAGCCCCCCAGCCCGGUGGGGGAGCCCCCCCGGCCCCCCAGCCCCAGCGGGGACCCAGCCCCGGGGCUGGGGGUCAGUCCCCCCAGUCGCAGGCGAAGUCCGGGGGGGGCCCUCCCCAGCCUCAGCAGCCCCCCCAGCAGCGCCCCCCGGGGGCCCAGCAGCGAGCGCCACCCCGGCAGAGCAGCCAGGGGGCGCCCUCCAGCCAGCGGGGCCCCCCCCAACCUCGUCCGGCGCCCCCCACCACGCAGCAGCCACGGCCCAGCGCCCAGGGGGGCAGCCGGCCCCCCCCAGCACACGGGAAACCCCAAGUGGCUCAGAAACCCACCCCGGAGCUGCCGGUGCCCCAGCCCCAGAUGAACAAGUCCCAGUCUCUGACCAGUUCCUUCCCCCUCGCAGAGCCGGCGCGGGGCAGCGCUAGCCCGGAGGAGGCCCGGGCCGAGUCCAUCCGGUCGCUGCGCCAGAGCUUCGCCAGCCUCUUCUCCGAGUGACCCCCCCGGAGCCCCCUCGAGACCCCCCCGGAGCUUCGCCAGCCUCUUCUCCGAGUGACCCCCCGGAGCCCCCCUGAGACCCCCCCGGAGCUUCGCCAGCCUCUUCUCCGAGUGACCCCCCGGAGCCCCCCCGAGACCCCCCCGGAGCUUCGCCAGCCUCUUCUCCGAGUGACCCCCCGGAGCCCCCCCGAGACCCCCCCGGAGCUUCGCCAGCCUCUUCUCCGAGUGACCCCCCCGGAGCCCCCCCGAGACCCCCCCGGAGCCUCGCCAGCCUCUUCUCCGAGUGACCCCCCCGGAGCCCCCCCGAGACCCCCCCGGAGCUUCGCCAGCCUCUUCUCCGAGUGACCCCCCCGGAGCCCCCCCGAGACCCCCCCGGAGCUUCGCCAGCCUCUUCUCCGAGUGACCCCCCCCGGAGCCCCCCCGAGACCCCCCCGGAGCUUCGCCAGCCUCUUCUCCGAGUGACCCCCCCCGGAGCCCCCCCGAGACCCCCCGGAGCCUCGCCAGCCUCUUCUCCGAGUGACCCCCCCGGAGCCCCCCCGAGACCCCCCCGGAGCUUCGCCAGCCUCUUCUCCGAGUGACCCCCCCGGAGCCCCCCCGAGACCCCCCCGGAGCUUCGCCAGCCUCUUCUCCGAGUGACCCCCCCGGAGCCCCCCCGAGACCCCCCCGGAGCCUCGCCAGCCUCUUCUCCGAGUGACCCCCCGGAGCCCCCCGAGACCCCCCCGGAGCUUCGCCAGCCUCUUCUCCGAGUUACCCCCCCGGAGCCCCCCCGAGACCCCCCGGAGCUUCGCCAGCCUCUUCUCCGAGUGACCCCCCCGGAGCCCCCCCGAGACCCCCCCGGAGCUUCGCCAGCCUCUUCUCCGAGUGACCCCCCCGGAGCCCCCCCGAGAGCUUCGCCAGCCUCUUCUCCGAGUGACCCCCCCGGAGCCCCCCUGAGACCCCCCAGGAGCUUCGCCAGCCUCUUCUCCGAGUGACCCCCCCGGAGCCCCCCCCGGAGCUUCGCCAGCCUCUUCUCCGAGUGACCCCCCCGGAGCCCCCCCUGAGCCUCGCCUG
Molecule: messenger RNA, 3695 nt
Organism: Mauremys mutica (yellowpond turtle)
Lineage: Eukaryota; Metazoa; Chordata; Testudines; Geoemydidae
Gene: SYN1
Product: synapsin I
Exons: 13
Coding region: 621-2645 (674 amino acids)
Biological process (GO): neurotransmitter secretion
Cellular component (GO): synaptic vesicle membrane; synaptic vesicle
Molecular function (GO): ATP binding
Source: RefSeq, a predicted model, not a curated record